AUGAAGAUCUUCCUGCUGUUGGCUGUACUCAUGGCGUUGGGUUUGCUACAGGCACAGGGUAAUUUACUGGAUUUCAGGAAAAUGAUCAAGUACACAACAGGAAAGGAAGCUGCCUUAAGUUAUGUCUCCUAUGGUUGCUACUGUGGCAUUGGUGGCAAAGGAGCCCCCAAGGAUGCAACAGAUCGGUGCUGUGCUGAACAUGACUGCUGUUACAAAAAACUGAAGAAAAGUCGUUGUGGUACCAAAUUUCUGAAAUACAAGGCUUCUAUAAGUGGAGGCAAUAUCAUCUGUGAGGACAAGGAUGCCUGUAAGCUUAAGCUGUGUCAAUGUGAUAGAAAAGCUGCCUACUGUUUUGCAAGAAACAAGAGAACCUACAACAAAAAGCUGCAGUUCUACCCCAAUUUGAAGUGCACUGGGAAGGCUCCCACUUGCUGA
Molecule: messenger RNA, 435 nt
Organism: Elephantulus edwardii (Cape elephant shrew)
Lineage: Eukaryota; Metazoa; Chordata; Mammalia; Macroscelidea; Macroscelididae
Product: phospholipase A2, membrane associated-like
Exons: 4
Coding region: 1-435 (144 amino acids)
Biological process (GO): lipid catabolic process; phospholipid metabolic process; negative regulation of T cell proliferation
Molecular function (GO): phospholipid binding; calcium ion binding
Source: RefSeq, a predicted model, not a curated record